Messenger RNA from Opisthorchis viverrini, 216 nucleotides. RefSeq lists its product as hypothetical. The record is from RefSeq and is a predicted model, not a curated record. The transcript is spliced from 2 exons. NCBI's taxonomy places the organism in Eukaryota, Metazoa, Platyhelminthes, Trematoda, Opisthorchiida, Opisthorchiidae. The coding region runs from base 1 to 216 and encodes 71 amino acids.
AUGGAAAUCGUGUCCUUGGCUAGACCACCACGAAGGACAGCUGUCCAAGUAGACAAAUUUGUCUACUACAUCAAUCGGCUUAUCGGCAAGCACGAGGUUAGGGGCGAGCAAGGUUUACAUUCCAUUUGCCCGUAUGCAUUGUCUCCACCGGCUGUGCUGCAGGAGGCCAGCAAAUUCGCUAAGUCUGUCCACUUGUGCAAUCCCAAUGAAAUUUGA